AUGGCCACCCAACGUCACUACUACCAGCCCACCGCUCAUCCGAUGAACAUGCCAUCCAAGGCCCCGGCGCCGGCCAGCAUGUACCCCAUCUCUCGGGUUCCUGGCUCACCACCGGACUAUUCUGAUGCCAGCACCACUGCCGGCAGCCGCUCCUCUGGCGGACUCACAUUCAGCUCCGUCGGCGGCGCAGACUACGACACAAGCUCGACAUCCUAUGCCGGCGUCGAUGUCGUGGAUGUCUUGAGCGACCGCAUCCAGCAUGCGUUUGAUCCGACCCCAUUGGACAGGGGCGUGGCGAAGCAGGCGCAAUCUUCCGGUCAUCUCAACGCAAAGCAGCGAGAGCUGCUAGAACUGCAAGCCCUGGCUCAGCGCCGCCUGAAGGGCGUCCGCGCAAACUUCGCCGAAGGAGUGAAGACUGCGCGAGAAACCAAGCGGGAUUUGGAAUGGACUCAAAAGCGUGUCAGCACGCUGAAAAGCAAGGCCGAGAAGGCCCACCCGGACGAGUACCGUCGGGCAGCGAAGAAGUACACCCUCGACCAGUACUGA
Molecule: messenger RNA, 546 nt
Organism: Penicillium canariense
Lineage: Eukaryota; Fungi; Ascomycota; Eurotiomycetes; Eurotiales; Aspergillaceae
Product: KxDL motif-containing protein
Exons: 3
Coding region: 1-546 (181 amino acids)
Biological process (GO): endosome organization; regulation of protein localization
Cellular component (GO): endosome; BLOC-1 complex
Source: RefSeq, a predicted model, not a curated record